Anas platyrhynchos (mallard) is the source of this 2856-nucleotide messenger RNA. RefSeq lists its product as uncharacterized. The record is from RefSeq and is a predicted model, not a curated record. NCBI's taxonomy places the organism in Eukaryota, Metazoa, Chordata, Aves, Anseriformes, Anatidae.
CUUAGCCCGCUGAGUUUCUGCACCCCACGAGAAGAGGGGAAGGCCUGCAGCUCUGCUCAACUUUCAGUUUGCAUCUCACCUGGAGGAGGCCAGCAGCGCCUCGGCAAGCCCUGCUGCUGCUGUCCCCGAAUAUUAAACCCCCCCUUUGUUGGGGGGAGGCCGAUCUGCCCGAGCCGCAUGAUCAGCAUCAGCUGACGGUGCUGGGCACGGACCCGGGGCGGGAUAAGCAGUUAGCAGUGGGAGAUAAGCUGCUGGGCCUGCCUCUCGGCCAGCUCCCUCAUUCCUCGGGGGAAAAAUGGGUGCCUGGCCCUCGCCUCUGCUCUGGAGCUUGGCCACGGCGUGUCUGACAGGUAUUGCUUUAGGCCAGCUGACCACUACCCCAGCCCCGAUUGCAUCAACCCCACUGCCUCCCAGUGCCACCACGACCUCUGCCUCCACACCCCCAGCUGCUGGGGGGGUGGCCACCACCGCAGACCUCGGCACGGCCACAGCUGUGCCAUCGGCAGACCCCAGCACAAACACAUUUGCUCCAGCUCUGCCCACCACCCUGCCGGUGACUGCGACCAUCCCUGGGAUCACGACCACCUCUCACGCACCCACAGCCGCAUCCACCGGUGCCUCGGCCACCCCUCCAGAUGUCACCACGUCUCCUGGGGAUCCACCAACAGCUCCGUCCCUCACCACCGCUGUGCCCUCCAACUGCAGCAGAGUGAACGUGACAGCGUGUGCCCCUUGCUCCCCAGGGACGUUUCCCAAUGAUGAUGCCUGGAGUUGCUCGUGCUGCACAGGAGGCUCGUGCACGGACCCUGGUGCCUGCACUCCCUGCCCAGUGGGGCACUACCAGCCCGCGUGGGGACAGCAGCAGUGCCUGCCGUGUCCGCGGGGACACUACGCCAACACCACGAGGAGCACCGCGUGCUCGCCCUGCCCACCUGGCCAUUACGCGAACGAGUCCGGGGCCGCAGCCUGCAGAGCGUGCCAGAAAGGUUAUUUUAGCUCCCAGCAAAAUGCAGCUGUUUGUCUGCCUUGCCUGCCAGGAUCGUUUUGCAACACCUCCAGCUGCUCGAUGUGUCUGGCCUGUCCCGGUGGGCACGAGGCUCUGCGCGAGGCAGCCGAGGCGUGCGCGCCGUGCCGGGCAGGUAUGUUCAAAGGUCCCGGUGACACCGCGUGCAAGCCCUGCGAGCCAGGAGAAUACCAAUUGCAGCAGGGCCAGGAGAGCUGUGACCUGUGCCCAGAGAACCACUACUGCCCGAGCCCAGACGUGAAACCAACCAAGUGCCCCCCUGAUGCCUUCUGCCCCGCGGGCAGCACGGAGCCGCAGUACUGCAUGGAGGCCUUCCUCUACAAGGUGGGCAGCUCCUGCCAGCUGGCACCGCUGGCCAUCGUCCUCCUGGCCCUUCUCUCAGCAGGUGGAAUCUUUACCAUUUUUGUGAUAAUACUGAAAAGAAGGCACGAAUCUAGCAAGAACUCAUUGAAGUCCCUGCUGCUGCCCAGGAAAUCGGAGUGGCACGCAACGUACGGCGUGAUGGAGCACACAGAGCCCGUGUAUGCUGGCUGGUAGCAGAGGAAUUGCUAACGGCAGGCACGUGUCUGCAUAUGUGAAAAUGUUUAACAAUCACCAACCCAUUUCUACAUAACCAAAAUAAGUGCAGAAAAAUACAAUUCAAAACAAUUUUCAGCUGUGACUACUUGUGCUAAUCAAUUCAGCCAAGUGAUGUUUGAAAACAGGCUGAACAGCACAAGUCUCCCCCUUUAAUUCUGGGCUUCACUUACAGAUAAAGUCUCCUUUUCUUUAGAGAGAGAAAAGCCAAAUUCCUUCUUUCAGCAGUCAGCUCAACAACUUGGGCAAAGACUUGACUGCUCCAGUUAUCAAGGUCUCCACAGCACAAGUGUUUCCACCUAAGCAGGACCUAAGAUGAAUGUAUUCCUUUAAAGAACGUGCACAUGUAUUUACUUACUUACUAUUCUCAAUGCUUUACCAUUACUUUAAGCAAGGGUAAAAUAAGGAAAAGGAUCCCAAAGCUUUCCCCUUCCUCUCAGCUGUGGGAAAACACAUGCAACUGAGCUAAUGGCUGAUUCCUAGACAAAUACAUCCCUUGUGUUUCCUGCUGCAGUCUCUAACACAGUGCCUCAUCCUACAGAAGCAAAGACAAACUUUGGGCAAACCUGGCAGGAAUUUUCUUUCUUAGCCAAGCCACACAGGUAAGACAUGAAACUGCACGAAGUCCUUUGGGGUGCAGCUCCUGACACAAAACCUUCUCCUGUACAGCCAGCUCAGGUGACAAUUCCAGCUGGCUACAGAGAUGUGAUUUAUAUUUCACAGCAACAAUUUAAAACCUUGUCGGUGUCUGUGUGGCUGGCUACCUCUUUUUAAAACUGCUGUAUUUUCCCUAUUAUGUUCUUUCUCAUUACGUUUUGCGUUAUGCACCUUGUCCUCGUUGCCGUUUGAUCUCAGCAGCCCAGCAGGCAGGCAGAAACGCCCAUCAGCUGUAAUGGGGUCAUCAGUGGGGCCUCUCUUCUUCUAGAGUGAGAUUCAUUCACGGACCAGGUGCACUGCAAAACCCUGCACGGACCAGCCAGCUGUGACACGUGCACAAAGCCGUGCUUCAUUAGCUCUGAGAGCCCCCGUGAAAGCAGUACUUACUAUUAAAAGAGCUAGGCUUUGAAACGAGUGUGCGUGGAGGUGGCAGCAGGUGUUACUUCUCACUUCAGUCUUUUCCCUGGGCUUAGGCAGCAGCAGUCAGCUGAAGGAACGCAGCUGGCGGGGGGUUAAGUGGUUUCUGCCCUCCCCUACUCAUUCUCCUCACCCCAGGGGAGGUUACUGUGCUUUUUAAUAAAAAGGAAAAGAAAAAAAAA